AUGGGGUGACGACUUUGCUUUGAGCCGCGAAGUAUCGCCACGUCUCCUAAACCAUGAAAAAAUGGAACCGCCGGCGGUAAAAUCACCGUUGAAUUACCCGGCAAAAUGUUUCAGUUAUUCUCCAGCUAUUAUGCUCACAAAUCGCGGCCAAAUGCUUCUUCGGCGUCGCAAAUUAAAUUAUGUUCGAACAGCUUCCCUUGCUUUGAAAUUCCCUGCAGUGAUCAAGGAAUGCGAAAAUUGUGAAGCGAUUGAUGCAAGCGAGCGGAAAAAGAAGGAGUGGAUACACUUUGUCGGAGUCGGAGGUUGUGGUUUGUCCGCUCUCGCCAUGCUUGCUCUAAAACAAGGUUACGAGGUCAGCGGUUCUGAUAUAAUGUGGAAUAAAGCCAUGGACGCAUUGCGAGAAGCCGGUGCCCGAGUGUAUACAGGCCAUUCUGAGCUUAGUUUGAGAAAGCAUAACGGUUCGAUGCCUGAUGCCCUUGUUGUGUCGAGCGCGAUUUGUGAAGACAAUGUCGAGAUUUUAUAUGCCGAGUCUGUUGGAGUACCUGUGUACGAGCGAGGAGCUUGGUUGGGCAGGAUCACUGAAAGCUACAACCUCAUUGCUGUCAGUGGGAGCCAUGGGAAGAGUACCACAGCUAGUAUGCUUGCUUAUGUCUUAAAUGCAAUGGGCAAUGAUCUUACAGCUGUAAUUGGGGCUUGGGUGCCACAGCUUGCUGAAAGAAACAUCAUCUGUGGAACUGGUGGCAACUUUGUAUUGGAGGCUGAUGAGUAUGACUGUUGCUUCCUUGGAGUAACACCUCGGAUAGCUGUGGUAACAAAUAUAGAUUGGGAGCAUGUAGACAUUUUCCAAGAUGAGGAAGCAGUUAAAACUAUUUUCCGGAAGUUCAUAGGGCAGAUAAAGGUCGGAGGACAUUUAAUUUUAUGCGGUGAUAGUCUAGGUGCAUGCUCUUUGGUCAACAAAAUGGACUCAGACUCUGAUCCUAGUUCAAUUCUUCGGAAUGAUGCAUUCCAGAUUUCAACUUAUGGAAUUUCUAGUUGUAACGAUUGGCAUCCCUUAUCAAUAUCCCCAAACUGUUGUGGAGGUAGUGACUAUAAGCUGUUUCACAAGCGACAUCAUAUUGCGGACAUCAGCCUACAGAUUCCUGGAGUCCACAAUGUUCUUAAUUCAUUAGCAGUCAUUGCAACUAUCCAUGCUCUUUUUGCGGAUCAGAAAAAAUUUCUUAGUUCCAUGGCUUAUUUGAAGCUUCACAUGCAAAUAUUUAGAGGUGUUUCCAGACGUUUUGAGAAGAUAGGUACUGUACGCGGGUGCCAUAUUUAUGAUGACUACGCUCACCAUCCCACCGAGAUUCAAGCUGUUCUUCAGGCAGCACGCCAGAUAUUUCCAUUUCAAGAACUUAUAGUAAUAUUUCAGCCUCAUACUUACAGUCGCCUAGCAGCAUUGAAAGAUGACUUUGCUACUGCAUUCACUAAUGCGAAUAGGGUUGUGAUUACAGAGAUUUAUGCAGCUAGAGAAAGAAAUCUUUGGAAGAUCAGUGGAAGGGAUCUUGCAAUGUCUAUAGUUGGCCCACCAUCUGAGUUUAUCCCUACCCUGAUACAAGUGCUGGAAAAGCUGGUUGAUCAGAUAUCCAAGGAUCCCGAUCAUGAAACUGUUAUCUUGACUUUAGGAGCAGGAGACAUAACUUCGGUGGGUCAUAAACUACUACCUGAAUUGCAGCAGAGAUUGCUAUAAUAUGCUGCUUUGCAAGACGACAGCAAAUAUUUCCGUUUUUGGGACAUGACAACGCUUUUCACAGCCUCAAAUUAAAACAGCUAAAGAAGCAGAGUGUCCUAGCACCGUGCACAUUCAUCUGCACUAAAUAGAUGGUGCCAAGCGUGACCUCGGUGAUGGAAGAUGUCGUCAUGCAGAUAUGACGAUAAUGUUUAACUGCUUGAGAUCAUAUGCAUCCAAUGAUUGCUUUCUCUGCUGCAGCAAACACACCAAUCAAAAGGAAAAGACCUAGGCAAUGGUAUAGAAGGGAUGGAGUAAGAAAGUACCGCACUGCACCCCCAGUAGCAAUGAAUCUUCUCGGCUGUUACGUCCCGGUAAUUGAUUGUUGAGUAUGUAUGUCGGCAACAAUGUGGUUUCUCACUCUGUGACUGUAGACAUGUGAUUUUUUGACCCUCC
Messenger RNA from Nicotiana tabacum (common tobacco), 2161 nucleotides. RefSeq lists its product as uncharacterized. Gene Ontology annotation, molecular function: ATP binding; UDP-N-acetylmuramate-L-alanine ligase activity. NCBI's taxonomy places the organism in Eukaryota, Viridiplantae, Streptophyta, Magnoliopsida, Solanales, Solanaceae. Gene Ontology annotation, biological process: biosynthetic process. The record is from RefSeq and is a predicted model, not a curated record.